This is a messenger RNA of Heterostelium album PN500, 3132 nucleotides long. RefSeq names its product RTP1/Tango6 family protein. The transcript has 6 exons. Gene Ontology annotation, biological process: protein secretion. Bases 1 to 3132 code for a protein of 1043 amino acids. The record is from RefSeq and is a predicted model, not a curated record. NCBI's taxonomy places the organism in Eukaryota, Evosea, Eumycetozoa, Acytosteliales, Acytosteliaceae.
AUGUCAAGUCAUACAAAUAAUGGUAUUCAAACUCGACUACAAUGGAUCGAUGAACUUACUGAACUAAAAGAUCAGGCCACUCUAUCUUUGAAAUUAGAUAGUGUCUUACAGUCCAUUAAUAAUCAUCUUUAUAUAUCGGAUAAUAACCAAACAGCAACGAUAUCAACAAUAACAACAACAACAACUGAUAAUUCAUUGACAAUAGAAGAUAAAGAUGCAUUAAAUAACAAUAAUGAUAAUGAUAAUAAAUUUAUAUCACCAAAUGAUUUAGAUAUGUUGGAUUUUAAUGAGAAUGAAGAUAAUAAUAGUAAUAAUGGUGAUAGUAAUAAUAUCAAUAUAAAUGUUAAACAAUUAAUAGAUAGUAUAACAAAUAGAUAUAAUGAUUUAAUAUCAAGAAUAAAAAUCAAUGAUAAUAGUAAUAAUAAUAAUAACAGUAGUUGUUUAAUUCAAAUUCAUUAUAUUAUUACGAUAUUAGAGAUAAUAAAUUCAUUAAAUAAACUAUUAAUACAAUAUAAUGAAAUACUUUCAUUUAAUAAUCAAAAACUUGUAAAGUUGGCAUUGGACAUUGUCAUAUGUUGGGGUGUAUCUCCAAUGUUGGUACCUGGUAUUGGUAUUCCCAUAAGUAAAAGAGUUGGUUUAGUCAAUGAGCAACUAUUUGUUAUGAAUGAAGAACAAACUAGAUUCUAUAGUUGGAAUAAUCAUUCAAUGUUUAUAUCUUACUAUUUGUUGGAUGUGGUGAGGAAUAUCAUUGCUCUAAGGGAUAAUCUCGAUUUGAAUUCCAUCAUUAUCUCUAGGUAUCUUUCGGAUCUGUUUGCUUCACUUCUCCAAUUGAUAAAUCUCUCGAAUCGACCUGGCAAUUCAUCACUUACCGAUGCCGACAAGCAGUAUUGUGGACAGCAGAUAGAUAAGAUGUUGUUCGGUAUCUAUCCAGAGUUGAUAUUUGAAUCGUUAACGAUGUUGUUGUCACCUGUACAAUCAACAGGAAUGACACCGACACCAACAUGGUUUACCAAGUGUGUUAGUUUGAUGUUGUCAAAGUGUUUGACUCGUCCACAGUCGUUGAAGAUCGUUCUCGACACGGUGUUGACACCGCAGCCAGGAAAGGAUAUGACCAACUCGAUCAACUCGAUCGUCAGACUGGUCAGUUUGAUUCCUUCGAAUAUGUCGGUCGACGACUACCUCCAAAAGAUAGCACCGCAACUUCUCGAUAUCUUGCAUCUCAAAGACCGUCACGACAAAGAGAGAAUCAUCGAGGCAACCGUAAUGAUAAUCGAUCGUCUCAUUCAACUAUAUCCACAACCAACAUCUAAAUACAUAUUACAAUCAAUCAUUCACCCACUCAUACAAUUCAAAUCUACAACAAACAAACAACAACAAGAAGAAGAAGAAUCAAAUAAUAAUAUUAUAAUCAAAGAAAUAGAUAUAUUCUAUUGUAUAGAAGACAUUCACAAGUUAUUAACAAAACUAUCUUUAAAUCAAUUUCUAUUAUCAUUUUUAACACCAUAUAUACCUAUUUUAUUUCAAUUACAUUGUUUCCUUUCAAAAUCGAUAUCAUCAUUGAAGGUAUCUUGUAAAGAGAUAUUGUCAACUUACUUUAAAUUCUACAGUCAUUCAGUUUUAGAGUUGAAGCGUUUGAUAUUGCCUGUUGUUGUUAGUAAUAAAGAUGAAAGUAGUACUGGAAGUUCGAAAGUGGAUGAAGGAAAAGAUGGAAAUAGAAAAGCAGAUCGUUCAUUGUUGGAUUUAGAGGAUAAACUUGCAGAUAGUAGUUUGGAUGAUGACAAUGAGACAACGAUUUGUUUGUCAUUUGCAAUGGGAGAGAAUGGAGGUGUCGUUGCUAAAUACAUUGCUUACUACGACAGAGAUUUCAAUUGGGAAGCAGAGUGUCUUGUAGGUAUACUGCAACUGAUGAAAAGCGAUCGGUUAGCUGGAGAUCUCUUUGUUGACUUGCUCAACGAGUAUUCAUUGGUGGAGCUAAACGUUAAGAAGCGACACUCCAAACAGUACUUUGUGUUGAUGCAAUUCCUUGUUAUUGUUAGUGAGUCGUUGGGUGCCGCUGCCAUAAAGAACGUAGUGCAAGUAACAACUCUGAUUCGUGUGAUGUUGCAACGUUCACUUGACAAGUUUGCAAAGACUGUUAGUAGUGGCAAUGGUAGUGGUAGCGAUCAAGUAGACGAUGAAGAUGUUGAAUCUAUCACUCUUUCACUUGGAAUAUUGUCAUCUCUCCUCACUGGCGAUAUCAAAGUGAAGAAGGAAGAGGAGAUCUUAGUGUUUGACCUGUUGACUCCACUCGAACAACUAAUGUCCUAUCCAAACGAGAUAAUCUCGACGAUGGCAUCACAAUUGAAAACAAUAAUCACAGCAAAACAACCUAUUUGGCUUGAUAACAAUAACAAUAACAAUAACAAUGAUAAUGGUAAUAAUGUUGAAGAUGUCAAAUCAAAACUUAAAGAAAUUUUAGAAGAUCUUUCCCAUCCUCUUUUACCAAUAAGAGCACAUGGUUUAAUAGAACUUAGAAAGUUGGUUCUCCAAUCCAAACAAUCUGAACUCAUUCACAAGAAUCUGGAGAAUAUCAUUGAGAUUUUCAAGACUCAAAUCAAUGAUGAUGAUACAUUUAUAUAUUCUUGUGCUAUCAACGGUUUAACUGCACUCGGUGAUAUCUACCCAGUGAAGAUCAUUCCAAUUCUAACCGCUCAAUUUAACAAUCAAUCGUACAAAGAGGAGAGGAGAAUGAAAAUCGGUGAAUCUUUGGUGCAGAUCUCUCAGCGAUGUGGUGAUGUAUUGCCACACUAUGCAGGCCAGCUUUUCCAUUGUUUCUUUUUGGGGUGUAACGACCAUAGUGUUGGCGUGCGUGCUAGUAGUCUUUCUAAUCUGGCGACACUCUCAGAGCUAUUGAAAUACUCGAUCGAUAGCUAUCUGGUGGAGUUGCUACACUGCAUCGAGAGUCUGCUACUACUACUCAAAGGUGUCGGUCUAGAUGCUUUCCAACUGAUACCGACCGAGCUGAGAACACUCUACAACCGACUCAAAACAUUGGAAUCUACAGAUACCGAUACCAUCUGCAAGUAUCACGCAAGAAAUGCAUUAGCAGAAUUAGAUACAAUAACAAGACAAUUUAUAUUUCCAAAUAAUUAA